Molecule: messenger RNA, 1790 nt
Organism: Belonocnema kinseyi
Lineage: Eukaryota; Metazoa; Arthropoda; Insecta; Hymenoptera; Cynipidae
Gene: Su(fu)
Product: suppressor of fused homolog
Exons: 7
Coding region: 255-1556 (433 amino acids)
Cellular component (GO): cytoplasm; nucleus
Molecular function (GO): transcription factor binding
Source: RefSeq, a predicted model, not a curated record
UUUUCACUAAAGAUAUUAAGUGUUUCUUUUCGAAUGUUGGCGUUCCUGCGCACAGUGGUUUUCUGGGAAACCUCGGAAUUUUCGUUGUGGUUUUGGAUAUUGUCGUCGGUCGUGUUGUUGAGAGUGGAGCUCCGAAAUGUGUUGUCAGUGAGUGGAAGUAAAAGUGAGAAAAAGUGGUUGAAAUAGUUCCAAGGAAUCGUUGCGGGUUCCUAGUUUUCUUGAUAUUUUUAUUGAAAAAAACAAAGGGCGCAUUUAUGUUCGGAAAUAUGAGGGAACGGGAGGACUUUCCUCGGAGUUGUCUACAGAAUCAGCCGAUCCAGGGGCCUCCUCCUCGGGCCUUGGGUCUGGACGCCCUGCACAACUUGUGCAAAGAAAUUUACCCUAACCAAGGAAAUCCUCUCACCGUCACGGCUAUUGUCAAAUACUGGUUGGGUGGUCCUGACCCUCUAGACUACAUAAGCAUGUACGAAAAUCCAGGCUGCCCAGAACUUGGCGUUCCACCUCACUGGCACUAUGUGAGCUUAGGAUUGUCAGAUCUUCACGGGGACGGAAGGAUACAUCCCAAAACUGGUCCAGGUCACCCCAGUGGAUAUGGAUUUGAAUUGACUUUUCGCCUUGCUCGAGAAAGAGGAGAAACGACACCUCCUACUUGGCCUGCGAAUAUUAUGCAGCAAUUAGCGAAAUAUGUAUUUAAUUCUGCAAAUAUGAUACUUCCUGGCGAUCAUGUUUCAUGGCAUUCAGCCCUGGACAAGGGAAAUGGUCGUAUCACACAAAUCCUGAUGGCCAAUGAUCCCCAGUUACCUCUUUCAGCUUCUACUCCCCACGGAGAAGUCACUUUUAUACAACUUGUUGGUGUGACUUCGGAGGAGUUGCAAGCAGCUCAGCACUGGAACGGAAUAGGCAUGAUUAAUCUUUUAAAAACUGCGAGAGGAUGUGGACCGUGGCUCGUAACGGAUAUGAAGCGAACUCUUUCUAUAAUGGACGAAGAUCCAUCCGUCGCAGAAAAAAUUCAAAGUGGCAUUGAAAGGCAAGGAUCGAAUCUAAGUGGAGUUUCUGCAAAAUGCUGGUGGGUCCAGAUUUCUGGCGACAAAAGUACAGAGAAGUACAGGGAAAGAAGAGAAGACUCUGAUGACGAGGACGGCAUGAAACCUGCCAUCAAAUCGGAAAGAUUAUCUCCCUCUGAAAAUGCAAACGUGGUGGAAGAAAAUGGUGACAGGGUUCUGCCAGGAAUUCAUUUAACAUUCAAUUUCGAAGCUGGAAGCUUGUUACCGCUGGCAAUAAAAGGGCGCGUAAUGCAUGGUCACCACUUCACCUUCAAGUCUAUUUUGUCACACACUGCGAUCACGAUGGUGGCACCAGCCGUUACAGGAACUUUUGUCACCAGAGAAAACCCCUACGUGCUUCAAGGACCCUGGUUGCAGGUCUUGUUACCUGAAAAUUUAGCAGAAAAAAUGGCGUGCGAGUUCGAAAUACUAAAUACGCCUUCUCAAGUGCAGCUACCAAAAACAUUUUCCUGGCCUGAACACAACCUCGUAAUCACGGUAGUUAACGACUAAAGACAAACUUAACCCGCAAUCAUCAAUCAUCCAUCAAUUUAGAAAUCGUCUAAGUUUUUCUCGGUAACCUUUACCUAUAAGGCGAAUGAAUCUUCCACAAUUUUGUAUGUAUUAAUUUCAGUCAUCGCAGAGUGUCACCUAUUCACCUUUUGUCCCCUAUUUUCAAUUUUCUAACUUUUGUCACCUAUUUUAGGAAUUUGUCACCUUUUUCUCCUAUUUUGGGGUUUCUCAUCU